Molecule: messenger RNA, 1944 nt
Organism: Erythranthe guttata (spotted monkey flower)
Lineage: Eukaryota; Viridiplantae; Streptophyta; Magnoliopsida; Lamiales; Phrymaceae
Product: endoplasmic reticulum oxidoreductin-1
Biological process (GO): protein folding in endoplasmic reticulum
Cellular component (GO): endoplasmic reticulum membrane; endoplasmic reticulum
Molecular function (GO): protein-disulfide reductase activity; FAD binding; thiol oxidase activity
Source: RefSeq, a predicted model, not a curated record
UGCUAAAUCCCCAAAAUCAUUUCUAAUAGAUUCCAACACCCGUUGUUUUUGAACUUCGAACCUGUACAUCAAAAUACCAUCAACAAAUCGCCCGCAAUUUUUCAUACAUCCAUUUCUUUUUUUCUUUUCUGUGCAUAAAUUCCCACACUUGAGCUCGGCUUACAUCACACGCGCCGCCGGAGAAUCGAUUCCAAUUCUAAUUUCGCCGUAAUUUGUUAAUAACUUCAUCGGAGUUAUCGCAUCGAAAUGGUUAAAUCCGAAAACGGGAAGAAAAGGCGCGUAAAUCAAUGGAGUUGGAUUUUCUUAGUGGCCGCCAUUGUUCUUGUCAUUGCUGUUGUAUUCGUUCCGAGAGAUUCUUCUGUCACCUCCAUCGUUCAUCGCAUUAAAAGCUGUUACUGUUCUCAGGAAGGGCUUAAGUAUCAUGGACUUGUGGAGGAUUGUUGUUGUGAUUAUGAGACCGUGGAUCGCAUCAAUUUAGUGGUUUUACAUCCAUUGCUCGAACAGAUUGUCAAACAUCCAUUCUUCCGGUACUUCAAGGUUAAGCUGUGGUGUGACUGCCCUUUCUGGCCUGAUGACGGUAUGUGCCGUUUGAGAGAUUGCAGUGUCUGUGAAUGCCCUGAAAACGAGUUCCCUGAAACAUUUAGGAAGCCUUAUGGCAAUAUCCUCUCAUCGGAUAAUCUAGUUUGUCAAGAGGGAAAGCCACAGGCUACUGUCGACCGUACUAUAGAUGCUAAAUCUUUCAAAGGCUGGAUUGAAGUGGAUAAUCCAUGGACAAAUGAUGACGAGACCGAUCAGGCUGAAAUGACAUAUGUAAAUCUACAACUGAAUCCUGAACGCUAUACUGGAUAUACUGGUCCAUCUGCAAGAAGAAUAUGGGAUGCUAUUUACUUGGAAAAUUGCCAGAAAUAUCCAUCUGGAGAGUGCCAAGAGAAAAGAAUACUGUACAAGUUGAUUUCUGGUCUUCACUCCUCCAUCUCAAUUCACAUCGGUGCUGAGUACCUCCUUGAUGAAAAAAUAAACAUGUGGGGACAAAAUCAAUCACUGAUGUACGAUCGGGUAUUGAAACAUCCAGAUCGUGUCAGAAACUUAUACUUCGCUUUCCUUUUUGUCCUUCGAUCAGUGACAAAAGCUGCAGAUUACUUGGAGGAAGCUGACUAUGACACUGGUAAUCCUUUGGAGGACCUGAAUACGCAGCUUAUGAUGAAAAAGCUGCUUUACGAUCACAAGCUACAAGCUGCUUGUCCGAAACCAUUCGAUGAAGCUAAACUAUGGAAAGGCCAAAGUGAACCAGAAUUGAUGAAGCAGAUACAGAGCCAAUUCAAGAACAUAAGUGCCAUAAUGGAUUGUGUGGGAUGUGAAAAGUGUCGUCUAUGGGGAAAGCUUCAGAUUCUUGGUCUCGGCACUGCAUUAAAAAUUUUAUUCUCCGUCAAUGGUGAUGAACUACCGGCUCAGCGUCUGCAACUGCAAAGAAAUGAAGUGAUUGCUUUGAUAAAUCUGCUCCACCGGCUUUCUGAAUCUGUUAAGAUGGUCCAUGAAAUGGGGCCUUCUAUCGAUAGAAUCUUCGGGAAGAUAAUUGGUGGACCGAGCGAUCAAAUCACUCAUCAGAUUUGAUAGGUUCUUGAUUUUAUUACAGGGGAAGAUUGGAAGUAGAUUUUCAUUACCUUAACUAUGUUUGGUAGAAGAACUAGGAUUAUUCACAUAAAUGACACACUUAUUUCCCACGAAGGGCGUUUCAAAAUGUUGUAAAAAUUGAAUUCUACAAUAAAAUGUUAGUAAAAUUAGUUAGAUAAACAUACACUCUCGUAUAAAUAUCGUAUAAUAGCUUGUAAAGCAUGCGAGAGACGUAAUUCACACUAGGCUAACUAUGUGUGAUAAACUCGACACAUCGACCGUUGGUCAAAUGGUUAGAACCUUGGUCAAUUGAUACAAGUUAACUUGCUCCAA